Messenger RNA from Asparagus officinalis (garden asparagus), 2408 nucleotides. RefSeq names its product F-box/LRR-repeat protein 4. The coding region runs from base 1 to 1785 and encodes 594 amino acids. Lineage: Eukaryota; Viridiplantae; Streptophyta; Magnoliopsida; Asparagales; Asparagaceae. The transcript is spliced from 9 exons. Gene Ontology annotation, molecular function: protein binding. The record is from RefSeq and is a predicted model, not a curated record. Gene Ontology annotation, biological process: SCF-dependent proteasomal ubiquitin-dependent protein catabolic process. Gene Ontology annotation, cellular component: SCF ubiquitin ligase complex.
AUGAAAGGCUCCGAUCUGAUCAACUCCAAGCUCCCCGACGAGCUCCUCUUCGACAUCAUCCAGCGCUUCGACGGGUCCAAAUCCGACUGCGACGCGAUCUCCCUCGUCUGCAAGAAAUGGAUGCGGAUCGAGGCGAUUCCUGCUCGCCGCAACCAUCAGGAUCAUUCCGGCUGCCAGCCUCUAUCAUCGACCGAGCGGAUCCGCCGUUCAUAUCCCCCCCCCGCCGCCGUCAUCCCCAGGCUCAGCCCUAAAAAGAGACGGGCUCAUUCUUCUGAACAUCAUCAAGUGAAUGAAAACAGUGAGUCUGAAAGUGAACUGGAGAGUUUUUGUUUGAGUGAUGCUGGUUUAUCUUCUCUUGCAAUUGGAUGUAAGGAUCUUGAAAAGUUAAGUUUGAUAUGGUGUUCCAACAUAACAUCUCUGGGGUUGAAAAGCAUCGCUGAGAGUUGCAGAUUCUUGAGAUCCUUAGACAUGCAGGGUUCUUACAUUGGAGACCAAGGUCUGACUGCUGUGGGACAGUGCUGUAAGCAGCUUGAAGAUUUAAACUUGCGCUUUUGUGAAGGAUUGACUGACCAAGGUGUGGUUGAGUUUGCCCAAGUAUGUGGAAAGGCACUGAAGUCUUUGGGAAUAGCAGCUUGUGCGUGGAUAACUGAUAAGUCACUGAUUGCUGUGGCAGCUCACUGCACAUUCCUUGAGACGUUGUCCCUGGACUCAGAGUUUUUCAGGAAUGAAGGAAUAGUUUCUAUUGCCAAAAGUUGUCGGUCAUUGAAGGCACUAAAACUGCAGUGCAUAAAUGUUACUGAUGAGGCUCUGCAAGUUGUUGGUUCCUUAUGUUCUUCACUGGAGUUAUUGGCUCUGUUCAGCUUCCAGAGAUUUACUGAUAGAAGCCUCUUAGCUAUUGGAAAAGGAUGCAAGAAGCUUAGGGAUCUCACUCUUAGCGAUUGCUAUUUCUUGAGUGACAAGAGUCUUGAAGCUGUUGCAUCUGGCUGUACAAAGUUGACGCAUCUAGAGAUAAAUGGUUGCCACAACAUUGGCACAUGGGGACUUGAGUCUAUCGGAAAAUCUUGCUCAGGUCUCUUGGAGCUAGCUUUGCUAUACUGUCAGAGGAUUGGCAAUAGUGCUCUAUUUGAAGUUGGCAAAAACUGCUCACUUUUGCAAGCGCUUCAUUUAGUAGAUUGCUCCAACAUAAAUGAUGAGGCAAUAUGUGCUGUAGCUCAGGGUUGCAGAAACUUGAGGAAACUUCAUAUCCGUCGUUGUUAUGAGAUUGGAGAUAAAGGUCUUAUCAAAGUUGGUGAGAACUGUAAAUUUCUUACUGAUUUGAGCCUCCGAUUUGUUGAUAGGGUUGGUGAUGAUGCACUUGUUUCCAUUGGCCAAGGGUGUUCUCUCCGGUAUUUGCAUGUUAGUGGUUGCCAUUUAGUCACUGAUAUUGGAUUGACAGCCAUUGCCAGAGGCUCCCCGGAGCUUACCUACCUGGAUAUCAGUGUUCUUCAGGGUAUAGGAGAUAUGUCAUUGGCUGAGUUGGGAGAAGGGUGUCCUAUGCUCAAGGACAUAGUUUUGUCCCAUUGCAGGCAAAUAACUGACACUGGGUUGAGCCACCUUGUUAAGGGAUGUGCCCAGCUUGAGACCUGCCACAUGGUUUAUUGCCCAUCCAUAACUUCAGCCGGAGUAGCUACUGUUGUCUCAGGCUGUGCCAAUAUAAAGAAGGUUCUUAUUGAAAAGUGGAAGGUGAGCCAAAGAACCAGGCGCAGAGCUUCCUCUAUCAUCUCUUAUCUCUGUAUGGAACUUUAGUUAUUGUCUGUUCUCCAUGAGAAUAGCAGCCCACGUGAUCAUGAACUGCCUGGUGUAAGCCAAGCAAAGUUGAAGGUCUUUGUUGAGAAGUGGAUGAUCACUAUAAAAAGAAACAGGACGGGAAGAGUGCUGUCUUCUAAGCUCAACCCUGGACUUUGAUGGUAGCAUGUGCUUAUGAGAAGUCAGUUCGUGGCAAGCAAAGAGGCUUUUGCGACCCAUUAUGCGUAUUGGACUUCUGCCUAUGAAGGCACGGUUGCAGAUUGUAAACGGGCACUGCUGAAACGAUUAGCUUAAAAUUCCUUAAGAUGAAUCUUUUCUUGGGAGAGAGCAAGACAAUAUAGAAGAUUGAAGAAAUGUCCUAGCUUCUUCUAUUUUCUUUGUUCCUAUAUUCAUUGCUCAGAUUGACUUAAUGUCAAUUGUGAGUGUAGACCAUGAUAUUAUUUGCAUGUGAAGUUAGAUAACAAAGAAAUGGAUGUCUGCGUCGUUUGUGCAUGAGGUCAGUUUCCUUGUUGAGACAUGAGAGACGGUAUCAUUAACAUUUUAUGUUGGAAGUUCUUUUUAUUGAUUGAAAUCACAAGUUUACAUAUUCAAAGUUCAAUGGGAAGAUGAUUUCUAUUUGGUGA